Messenger RNA from Clunio marinus, 2136 nucleotides. The record is from the annotation of a GenBank genome assembly. Lineage: Eukaryota; Metazoa; Arthropoda; Insecta; Diptera; Chironomidae.
AUGAUUUUGAUCGAAAAACGGAAGUUAAUCAAUAUUUUGGAGUUGCGCAAGGAGAAGUCACGUGAUGCUGCCCGAUCGAGACGUGGGAAGGAGAAUUAUGAGUUUUAUGAACUGGCAAAGAUGCUUCCACUUCCCGCCGCAAUAACAAGUCAGUUGGAUAAAGCAUCAAUCAUUCGACUCACAAUCAGUUACUUGAAGCUUCGAGACUUCACACAACAUGGCGAUCCGCCUUGGAAUCGUGAAAGCAGUCACACGAAUAAAAUCCUUAAAAGCAUUUCUGCAAACUCAGCUCGAAGAACGCCAGCAAGUUUAGCUUUGGAGUUGUUCGAACAACAUCAGGGAACUCACAUUCUACAGUCACUUGACGGCUUUGCUCUUGCUUUAGCAGCUGACGGAAGAUUCCUUUACAUUUCUGAAACAGUUUCCAUUUAUUUGGGAUUAUCGCAAGUUGAAAUGGCAGGCAGCAGUAUAUUUGAUUAUGUCCAUCAAGGCGAUCAUGCUGAGGUUGCUGAACAAUUGGGGUUGAGUCUAACGGGACAUUCCCAAGGAAUGGCGUCACCAUCAUCGUCGGACGAUGGCACAACACAUGGAACAAUGAAUCCAGAUGUGUCAUCAUCGAUGUCAAUCCAAUCAAAUAACAAAUACAAAGGCUUUGAGCGUGCUUUUUGCAUUCGAAUGAAGUCAACAUUGACAAAACGCGGAUGUCAAUUUAAGCAGUCAACAGGACAUCGAGUAAGUGAAAGCAAAAUUAAAUUAAUAAAAGAAUUUUUUCACCUUCGUUGUUCAUCAUUAAAAGUUGUCCUCAUGCUUUGUCGUCUUCGACCUCAAUACUCAUUUAACCAAAAUAAAAAAUCUCAACCGCCAUUACUUGGAAUGGUUGGCAUCGCAAUUGCUCUUCCACCACCAUCAGUUCAUGAGAUUCGAUUGGAAUGUGAUAUGUUUGUAACGAGAAUCAACUUUGAUUUUAGAAUAGCGCACUGUGAACCGAAGAUAACAGAAGUUCUCGGUUAUUCAACAGACGAAUUAGUUGGUGAAAGUUUAUACACACUUUGUCAUGGUCAAGUUUUAACACAUUAUUAUCGGAUUAUGAACAAGAAUGGUGGCUACACAUGGAUACAAACUUGUGCAACGAUUGUAUGCAACGCAAAAAACAACGAUGAACAACAUAUAAUUUGUGUAAAUUAUGCUAUAAGUGCAAGAGAAAACACAAACAUUGUUAUGGAUCAAUGUCAGUUGGAGAUUAUUAAGAGGGAAGUUCGAGAGUCAGUGCCGAUAGAAAAGGAAAUGAAAUCGCCGAUUCAUGAGACGAAGGAGGAAUCAAAUGAAACAGCGAAGAAUUUUGUAAAAAUUGAAUCUCCGAUUGCUGAUACUUCCAAGAUACCUCCAGGUGUAUCGAAGAAGCCAUCACCAGAAAUAAAGCCUGAAGAACCAGUGGCAAGAGGUCGAAAGCGAAAGAACAAAGCAGAUUCGAAUGAAACUAAAAAGCAACCACUUCCACCUGCAACCUCAAUUUUAAAUGAGAAUUCUUGUAAAGAGAUUGACGUCAAAGACAGGUCAGAAAGUUCAGUUAAAGAUCUUGAGAAUGCAAUGUCCAAGCAUCUUCCAUCGCCAUCAUCGAAUCAUGCGACUGACUUUAGCACUGAUUCGCUAUUAAAACAUCAAGACAAAGAAUCAACUUGGAAUGCCAGCAGCGCAUCAAACUACGGAGAUCAACAAUCUCCAGUCAUGCCAGCGACCUCAUUGUUAAGACAACUUUAUGCUAAUCGUGAAAGUGUUAUCAGAGCGGCAAGGCCAAGCUACGUUUAUCCUGAUGGAGCACUUCCCACACCUCCUGGUGAAUAUCCAAACGAAACUUAUCCAACAAAUUAUGCAACUUCUUAUGGUGCAAAUCCUGUUGAAUACAAUAACAAUACAAUGACACCACCAAGCUCUGUAUCGCCACGUGAUUUGAGUAACUUAAGUAGCAAAGCAGCAGCGGCAAGUUAUGAAUAUAAUCAUUACCCACCACCCAAUGAAUCAACCGUACUGCAACUUCCACUUAAACCUCAGCCAUACUCCAUUCAUCCAAAUUAUCCCGAAGGUCAUUCGCAAUAUUUCACUCAUCAUCCUGGCUUUUGGUAUCCAACUCCAACGUAA